AUGGAUACUAAUAUGGGAUUAAAAGUGUCCAGUUCAAAAACUGCCGCGACAUCGGAUGCUGAACAAAUAUCUAAAUUACGAGCAUCACAGUCACCCAUAGCAAUAUCAGUGAACCGGUGUCCGACCUGGUCAUCAUUAGACCCUCUAAAGUUCAAAGGCUACUGGAAUAAUGACUCCCACGGGGUUCUUCUUAACACUGGACAGACGGCAUAUUUCACAUUUGACUCUGCAACACGGCCGAUACUGAGUGGUGGUCCGCUGAUAGGGGAGUACAUAUUUGAGCAGAUGCACUUUCAUUGGUCGGUUGAUGACUUCACUGGCUGCGAACAUGUGCUUGAUGGACAUGGAUAUGCAGCAGAAUGUCAUCUCGUACAUUACAAUAGUAAAUAUGAAUCUAUGGAGGCAGCUGUGGCAAACCCUGAUGGUUUGGCAGUCGUGGGAUUUCUUCUAGAAGCAGUGGAUGCACCUAACCCAAGCUUUGACUGGUUUGUUGAAGCCUUGGAUCAGAUUAAGAAGCAAGAUAAUGCUGUUCAAUUACCUUCGGCGUCAUUAGCUUGGAUGGAUCGAGCGGAAGUAACAACUGGUAGCUACGUCACGUACAAAGGAUCAUUAACAACGCCGCCAUACACAGAAUGUGUUACUUGGAUCAUAUAUGAGAAACCAGUCCAGAUUGGUAGCGAACAGCUGGGACUUUUAAGGCAAUUGGAGGGUGUCGAUAAAACGCCAAUCGAACGGAAUGUAAGGCCCACUCAAAGGCAUCCACCCGGACACUCCGUUAUUUACGUUAAACAAGUGAAAGCGAAACUGUGA
Molecule: messenger RNA, 810 nt
Organism: Pieris macdunnoughi
Lineage: Eukaryota; Metazoa; Arthropoda; Insecta; Lepidoptera; Pieridae
Source: the annotation of a GenBank genome assembly